GUGGUAAACCUGGUUGGCUCUCCUCCCCACCGCCUCUGCACUCCACCCUGACCUUAGACUGGAGAAGAGAUGUCGCUCUGUACCUCUGAUAGCAUAGACUGGCUUAAUGUUUAGCCUAGGGUCUUAACACACACACACACACACACACAUAGACACAACGAGGCAGACCGGGAAGCAGUAUAAAAGGCAAAGUAACCACAGAGACAUACACGGCUCAGGGAUGGAGUCAGGAACACUACACGUAAGGAGGGUACUAGGCGGUAAAACUUUGGCAUGCUUUUGUGGCACAGCCGAUGCCAUGCAGGGCUACGGGCCAGAAGGUUGAGGGUUCGCAGACCACCACCGACAAGUUAACUCUCCCUACCUGUUUCAUUACACUACGAUCAGAGCCGGCUGCAGACAAUGAUCAGCUUGAGGCUGGUGAUGACGAGGAGGCCCCACCAGAGCCACCAGAGCGGGUGACCCAUCGUCCCCUGUCCCCUCUGGCCCGCCUCUAUGUCUACGCCCUGCACGGCUGCCUGUGUGAGGUGGGCUUCACCGCUGUAUGGGACUGGUGGGAGACCAAGGACAGGAGGCUGGCAGGACACACCAGUCUUUGGGCCCUCCCCAUGUACGCCUUGGCCAUCUUCCUCAUAGAGGGCCUGCGUGGCAGGCUGUUGGCCCAACGCUGCCCCCUGCUCCUGCGCAUGCUGGUCUACACCCUGUUCAUCUACCUGUGGGAGUUUAGCUGGGGCGUGGUGCUGAGCUUUCUAGGAGCCUGUCCAUGGGACUACUCUGGGUUUAGCUAUAACCUGGCAGGGCUGGUGACUCUGGAGUACGCCCUGCCCUGGGCCCUGGCCUCACUAAUAGCAGAGCAGCAUGUCAUCAGAAAAACUCUGAGAGUACGACUGACUAACUGAUGACUCUUUAUAGAGGAUUACCAAGUCAUACAGUCUCACCUACGUCCUAUUAUAUACACAGCAUACUUAAGCAAUAAGGCCCGAGGGGGUGUGGUAUAUGGCCGUUCUUAGAAAAUAAGGGAAAGCCGCACACUCUAAGAGCUUAGAUGCAAAAAUGUAAUAACCAACGUUUCGACAGCAAAGCUGUCUUCAUCAGGGUAUCAUCACAAACACUGCGAGAUGAGUCAUUUAUAUAGUGUCAAGAGACACACAGGUGUUUGUAAUCAUGGCCAAGUGUGGCCUAAUAUCAUUGGUUAACUCAAAUAUUUAAAAAAAAUGG
Messenger RNA from Salmo salar (Atlantic salmon), 1218 nucleotides. Its product is annotated as transmembrane protein 229B. Lineage: Eukaryota; Metazoa; Chordata; Actinopteri; Salmoniformes; Salmonidae. The record is from RefSeq and is a predicted model, not a curated record.